Messenger RNA from Solanum tuberosum (potato), 817 nucleotides. Its product is annotated as stearoyl-[acyl-carrier-protein] 9-desaturase 6, chloroplastic-like. Gene Ontology annotation, biological process: fatty acid metabolic process. Gene Ontology annotation, molecular function: stearoyl-[ACP] desaturase activity. NCBI's taxonomy places the organism in Eukaryota, Viridiplantae, Streptophyta, Magnoliopsida, Solanales, Solanaceae. Bases 1 to 783 code for a protein of 260 amino acids. The record is from RefSeq and is a predicted model, not a curated record. Gene Ontology annotation, cellular component: chloroplast stroma. The transcript has 2 exons.
AUGCUAAUUGAGGAUGAUUUGCCUACCUAUCAGACCGCGAUUAAUACGUUUGAUGGAGUACGCGAUGAGACUGGAUCCAGCCCAUGUCCAUGGGCAAUUUGGACUCGGGCAUGGUCCGCUGAGGAAAAUCGACUUAUUGAUCUGCUACGAACUUAUUUGUAUCUUUCAGGGAGAGUGGAUAUGUUGAUGGUCAAGAAAACACUACACUACUCUAUUGGAGCUGGAAUUGACAUCGGAGCAGAGAACAAUCCAUAUAUGGGCUUUGUGUACACAUCAUUUCAAGAGCGAGCCACAUUUCUAACGCAUGGUAACAUGGCUAGGUUAGCUACAGAAGGUGAAGACCCCGUGCUAGCACGUAUAUGUGGAACUAUUGCAGCGGAUGAAAAGCGUCAUGAGAAUGCCUACACAAGAAUUAUAGAGAAGUUGCUAGAAGUGGACCCAAACACGACUAUGAUAGCCAUUGCGAAUAUGAUGAAGAAGAGAAUUACUAUGCCGUUGCACCUCAUGUAUGAUGGGCAAGAUCCAAAUAUAUUUGAGCACUUUUCUGCCAUUUCCCAAAACCAAGGCGUCUAUACAUCUCGUGACUAUGCUGAAAUAUUAGAAUUUUUCAUAACAAAAUGGGAAUUGGAAAAGCUUGAAGCCUUGACAGGGGAGGCGAGGCGUGCACAAGAUUUUGUGUGCGGACUUCCACGUAAGAUUAGGAGGUUGGAAAAUCAAGCCAAGAAAUUAGAGUCACGUUCGGCAAAAUUUAGUUGGAUUUUUAACAAGCAAGUGAAUGUUUAGAUGUAUUGAUUUGUAAUAAAGAUGUAAAACUAAA